AUGUAUUGCGCUCGUAGCGACCCAAAACCCCUAGUACCUGAUCUACAGCACUUACCGUUUUUGCAUAAUGGCUCUUCUGUUCAAUUCGUAUGCCAUUGCAACGGCCUGGUUUAUCUCAACGAUGUGAAUGACACGUACUUAUUCGAUCCAGCAUUGCGCGAAGUCAGGCUUCUUCCUCCUCCGCCCUGCAACGCGCGUCCAGAAGACUUCAUAUGUACAGAAGUUUACGAGGGAUUAGGUUAUGAUCCUACCACCAAUGAUUACAAAGUUGUUAUAUUGGCUGAGUACGCUUCUUCUUUAGUUGAAGAUCAUACACUAUUUAAAGCUGAUAUAUACAGCCUAAGUACUGAUUCUUGGAGAGAGAUAGAUUCCAUGUUUCCAACUCUGGCACGUCCACGAUUCUGUGUUUUAUUUAAUGGACUCAUGCAUUGGAGCGGAUUCCAUCGAGCAGAAAGGGAAAGGGCAGUGCUCUUUUCUUUUCAUGUGAGCAGUGAAGUAGUCCAAGAGAUAGGAGUACCCGAUGCUCUGAUGGUAGGUGCACUUGUUCCUCCUCGUGUGGAUGUCUUAAGAGAAUCCCUUGCAUUAACUCAGCGUGGUUUUCGGGACCAGGAGAAGACCAUAUUGAUGUAUGGAUAA
Coffea eugenioides is the source of this 636-nucleotide messenger RNA. Its product is annotated as F-box protein CPR1-like. Gene Ontology annotation, molecular function: protein binding. The record is from RefSeq and is a predicted model, not a curated record. NCBI's taxonomy places the organism in Eukaryota, Viridiplantae, Streptophyta, Magnoliopsida, Gentianales, Rubiaceae. Bases 1 to 636 code for a protein of 211 amino acids. The transcript has a single exon.